CUAUGUCGUGCGGUUUUCCCUGCGUUAUGGGUACACCAAAUCGUGGGGAAAUUCGCGCAAGAUAUAAUAUCCAGGGUGACGGCUGUACGGAUUGUCUAACCCAUACAUUUUGCGCUUGCUGCGGGUUGAUACAAGAAGCACGUGAAGUUGAGAUAUUCACUGUGUGA
Messenger RNA from Acaulospora morrowiae, 167 nucleotides. Lineage: Eukaryota; Fungi; Glomeromycota; Glomeromycetes; Diversisporales; Acaulosporaceae. The record is from the annotation of a GenBank genome assembly.